AUGUCAACCACCACUCCAACUCAAAACCACAUUUUCUUGCCAAAUUAUAUACUUGAAUAUGUUGUCGAAGAUCAAGAUAAUCCCAGACUUGAUCCUAACCUUUUCUUAAGCAAAGCUAGUACCUCACAAAUUGUGGAAGUGAUCAUGUCGUUUUAUCCUCAUCUCCGCUUUACCGAAAAUGCAAGACAAGAUCACGAAUUGAUCCUCAAGGUUUUUGUCGAGAUGGUUGCCCCACGUCUAUCAAACAUCAUCAUCCCUUUCAAUCGCAACACCGACUAUCUUCAAGCUAUGCUACGCACCCCAAUUCACCAACUGCAACCGUUGGCCAGAUCGGUGAACUCCAGCGCAGAUAUCGACACUAGAAGGAUCGAGCGCUUCGAAGUUUUCUGUCUUCCAAACCUCAAGACUGGUCGGUACCGCCUUGCUGCCGAUGAUCUCAAGAAUUUUGUCAAGGAUUAUAAACACCUCCAGCAAGUAGAGAUCGAUGAAAUUGUAUUUCUUCAAGAUGAUGCUCAAGAUCUCAUUCACGAUGUUACAUCUAACCUUCAAAGAACCCACGAUUCAAUUGAGAUUAUUCAGCUUCAGCUACGCAAUCCCAACCUCUCACCAACCGAGCGCCAAGACCUUGAGGAGCGGUCAAAAUCUGCGAACCCAUUGUUAAUUUCCCAUCAGAGGGCGUUCGAUGAUGCUAUCAAGGAUGCUGCUCUUCUUCACGCCUUGGCAAGAUAUCAUAUCAAUAUCCGCGAUAAACAUAGUGCUGGUCCUUCAAAUUAG
Melampsora larici-populina 98AG31 is the source of this 774-nucleotide messenger RNA. RefSeq lists its product as uncharacterized. NCBI's taxonomy places the organism in Eukaryota, Fungi, Basidiomycota, Pucciniomycetes, Pucciniales, Melampsoraceae. The record is from RefSeq and is a predicted model, not a curated record. The transcript has 2 exons. The coding region runs from base 1 to 774 and encodes 257 amino acids.